AUGUCAGAAAAUUUAAAAAGAGCAGAAUCAUUGUUUAAUAGAAUUAUGAAUCCUGGAACUCAUGAUUCAUCUAUAUCAUUAAAUUCUCAAAGUUCAACAGGGACAUCAUCAAUUACACCAGUAACCUCAAGUACUCAAUUAAAUCUAUCCUCAAUUACAUCAGGACCAAAUUUUUCCGGAUCAACAACUAGUAAUGUGACAAGUAAUAUAAUUCCAAAGAAAUAUACUGUUCCUACUAAGAUUCCUAAAUUGGAUAUUGAUAAAUUGACUCAUGAUGCAUUAGCUACCGUACCAUUAAAUCAUCACACAUUACCUUAUUGUUGGACAAUAUGGUAUCAUUCCAGAGCUAAAAAGAAUCAACCAUCAAUGAAUCAAGAAGAGGGUGAAUCACCAGAAGAGCAACAACAGCAACAGCAACAACAAAACCCAGGAGUUGAUUUGUACUUGCAAACAACCAAUGAAUUAUCCUUUUGGGAUCCAACUACAGGAAACAAAAUUCAACACAUUGCAUCAUUAGAACAAUUAUGGAGUAGUUUGUCAUCGAUUAAGAAAACAUUUGAUUUGAAUAUCGGUACUGAGUUUUUAAUAUUCAAGGCUGGGGUUAAUCCAGUAUGGGAAGAUCCAAUAAAUUCAAAAGGUGGAAGAUGGGUAUUUCGAUUUAAUAGAAAACUAAUCGAUGAUGAUUUUGAAAAACAAGAGAAAUUAAGAAAGAGAACUAGUUUAAUUUGGGAAAGAUUAUUGAUUAAAACUUUAACUGGGAUCAUUAAUUCCUCAAGGAUCGAAUUCUGA
Candida tropicalis MYA-3404 is the source of this 789-nucleotide messenger RNA. RefSeq lists its product as uncharacterized. Gene Ontology annotation, biological process: translational initiation. Gene Ontology annotation, molecular function: RNA 7-methylguanosine cap binding; translation initiation factor activity. The record is from RefSeq and is a predicted model, not a curated record. Bases 1 to 789 code for a protein of 262 amino acids. Lineage: Eukaryota; Fungi; Ascomycota; Pichiomycetes; Serinales; Debaryomycetaceae. Gene Ontology annotation, cellular component: eukaryotic translation initiation factor 4F complex; cytoplasm. The transcript has a single exon.